AUGGCCCGCCACCAAACGAACUGCCACUGGGCCAUCGAAUUGCUCGAAGCCGCUGCCAUCUUCGUCGCCGGGAUCGCGAUCGCCGCCGUGGCCGCCGUCGGCUUCCUGAGGAACGGCGGCAUAGCCUUCCUUUCCCUGAGCGGGCUGCCUACCGUCAUCUUCUUCGCCAUCGGCUUCCGUUUAAGCUCGGCCGCUCUUCGGAAUAGGAGAUCCGCGUCGCGUCUCGAGGUCGAAGGCGACAAGGAGGAUGGAACGUUGCGUGGGAUUGCUGCUGGCCAUGGCCCCCAACGGCACCACUACCGCGGCUCCAUUCAGCUUCCGGCCAUUGUCAUCGCCCAGCUCGGGGAAUUGUCGCAUAACAAGGUUGGAGGCGGCGGCGUCGGCGAGGAGUGCGCCAUCUGCCUCUGCAAGAUCGGGAACGACGGCGUGCCGACGAGGCAGCUACCGGUGUGCCGGCACGUCCUCUACAGGGAUUCCAUUGAGCAGUGGUUGCGCGUCCACCGACGCGUCCAAUCUGCCGGUGCAAGGUGCCCAGAUGACUUAUUUUUUUGUCAGACUCGUAUUUGUGGAUAG
This is a messenger RNA of Panicum hallii, 573 nucleotides long. RefSeq lists its product as uncharacterized. The record is from RefSeq and is a predicted model, not a curated record. The coding region runs from base 1 to 573 and encodes 190 amino acids. The transcript has a single exon. Lineage: Eukaryota; Viridiplantae; Streptophyta; Magnoliopsida; Poales; Poaceae.